UUGCAAUCGUUAAAAAGUUAUAUAAUCGAAUCUGAGAAGAAUAAGGAAACACUUAUGGAUCAGCAAGCCGAAGAAACAAUAAAUCUACUUCGUAGUAAACUUUCUUCAACAAAAGAGAAGCUUAAAGAGCUUGAAAGUCAAAAUAAUCAAUUAACUCAGGAACUUCAGAUAAAAGAUGCAAAAGGGUCAACAGAGAUUAACGCUGCUAUUCAAAGUCUACAAAAUUCUGUCGAUUCAGUUACAAAAGAAAACGCUAGACUCCAAUUAAAAGCUGAUAAAUACAAAAAUAUGAAACAGCAGUAUGAAGAAAUGAAAAUCAAAGCUGAUAAGCUUCAAAAUGAUCUUACAAGAUACACAGAUGUUGAUAAUCGUCUAAAAUCCUCAGAUUCUACUGUUGAAUCACUUCAAAAAGUUAUAGAUGCAUUAAGAACUGAAAAUAAUCUUCUGAAAUCUAAACUUGAGAAUAUUCCAUACCAGAAAUUACAAUCUGAAUUGAUUGAAAUCAGAUUUGAAAGAGAUUCUUUGUUAACUGAUCUUAAAAAAUGUGAAGAAAAACUUUCGAAGAAAACAGACUUAGAAUCUCAAAAUGCAGAACUCACAAAGAAAGUUGAUGAACUCUUCCAACGAUUGAAGGAUGCUGCUCAGAGAGAAACUGAUUUAUCAGCGAAACUUCAAAGACAAAUGACAGAAAAUGGCGAAAUUUUAGCUGUUAGAAGAGAACUUGCUUCUAUUCAAGAAGAAUUGGUUGAGAAAGAAAAGAAAGAUGCUAAAGUUGCUGAACAAAUUUGUUUCUAUAAAUCAGAAAACAAAAAAUUGAGAAACAGAGUUUUACAACUAGAAAAAUACAUCAACAGAGAAAAAUCAGAAAAAACGGAAGAGAAAACUGUUGAAUCUUCAAAGAAACCUGGUGAUGGAAGAGAAAUAACUAAAACAACCACUCACAUAGUGGAAACUGUCCAAAAGCAUCACAGGCAUAGAUCACACUCGAAAGAUCAAAAAUAA
This is a messenger RNA of Trichomonas vaginalis G3, 1002 nucleotides long. RefSeq lists its product as uncharacterized. The transcript has a single exon. The record is from RefSeq and is a predicted model, not a curated record. NCBI's taxonomy places the organism in Eukaryota, Parabasalia, Trichomonadida, Trichomonadidae.